UUGAGACAUAACUCCUCUAGGGGGAUUUAUAUGUAGAGCGAUGAAAAAAAAACUUUGCCAAUUCAUUCAACAUGUUAAAUUCUUAACUGGGAUAAAUUUAUAUUAAACUUUUCCUUUUCGCCAUAAUGUUAAUUCAAUAUUCACAGAAAUAAUAUAUUCUCCUUCGAGACUCUUCAUUUCCUAGUACAUCUGACAUCAUGCCUCACAAAGAAAAUCUAUUUACCUCUUCUAAAGAUAAAAGUAAAAAGAUCUCUAUGACCAUCGAUAAAACAUCUUGUAACGGCAAAAAUUUAUACGAAGCAGACCGCAAUGUCAAAAAAAAAUUAUAUCAUCAUCUAGGAAAAAAUAAAAAAAUGGAGACAGAUCUUAAGAAUCUUGACAGCAUUAACAAAACUUACGGUAAAAGAAAGAAAAAAGAUUCUUUUUCCACUCCUGCGCAUAUUCAAAAUGGCGGAGUUACCUAUCUUUACAAUAAUAAUCAUGAAACUAAACCGAACUCUAAUAACAUGACCGAUAACUUUAUUAAAAAUGACGGCACUCGCAGUUCUAAGAUACCCAGAGAAUCUCCCAAUAGAAAAACGCCGUUAACCGUAUCGGUCAAAUUUUUCGAGACUUUAAUAUGUUGUGUGAAGUUCAAAAAAAUAGUAGCCAGUCGACGAAAUUCUUCUUCCGAAAUAAAAAUUAGAAACGUUACAUGUAAAUUCAACAAUAAUGAACAUAUUAAAUCUACUGCAAAUGCUCAAUCACGCUCAGUUAUCGUGUCCGGCUAUUCAAAAAGGAACAGAUCUCUACCCAAUUCGAAUUCCGUAAAUCAAAAUGUAAGUUCUGAGCAUCCGGUGGAUGAUCGUAGUAGAUAUACAAUCUCUAACUACAAUAAUGAUCAAACUAAUCCUCCUCGUACGAUUCACAUAUCUUCAUCUAUCCCGGCAAACCAAUCAUAUCUCAUCAACUACGCCCCCGAAAUUAGCCUCGAUUUGAAGAAAAACGAUCUUAUAUAUUCCGUUUCUGAAACUAAUCAAAACAACCACCUCACGCUUAACUCAAACUACAAUGGGAAUGUUUAUUAUUACGACGAUUAUAAGGAAGGGCUCCAGGAUAACCUAUUACCAAGCGCGAACACCAUGGAUAUCAAUAAAUUAUGCAUGGUUAUCGAUUUGGACGAAACGCUAGUUCAUAGUUCCUUUAAACCGGUUGAGAAUGCGGAUUACGUGAUUCCAGUCAAUAUAGACAAUACAAUUCAUCAGGUAUAUGUUUUAAAAAGGCCACACGUGGACACAUUCCUCCUGAAAAUAUCUCGGUUAUUCGAAUGCGUAUUGUUCACGGCUAGUUUAGCCAAAUACGCUGAUCCGGUCGCUGAUUUGCUAGACGCGGAGGGAGAAUUUUUUAGAGCCCGUUUAUUCAGAGAUGCCUGCGUUUUUCAUCAAGGAAAUUAUGUCAAAGAUUUGAACAGGCUUGGACGAAACACAGAUAAAGUUAUUAUCAUUGACAAUUCUCCCGCUUCAUAUAUAUUUCAACCCCAAAACGCCAUUCCCAUAACAUCUUGGUUUGGUGACGAAAACGAUCGCGAAUUAUUGGAACUUAUUCCUUUGCUCGAAAGAAUCGUCAAAGAAAAAGAAGCUCUGAAAGUUAUAAGUGAACACAAAAAACAAUUACUUUGUUGAGUAUUUAUAAAAAGAUUUUUUUAAAAUGAAGCCAUUUAAUAAGAGAUUAUAUCAAUUUACUAUUAUAUCCUAUAUUUAUUUAUCUAUUACCUCAUAGUUAUUUAUUUCCUUAUAAAAAAAGUAUUUAGUAUUUAAAAAAUUAUUUAUUUGUGCCUUAGAGAAAAAAGUGUAAUUUUGUAAUUAAAAAAUUUUUUUAAACAAAAAUCAUAUAUGCAAUAAUUUACAUCAAUUAUUAUCAAAACGUUAAUAUUUAAUAAUGAGAUUAAUAUACCUGUUAAUUGUAUUCCUUUUUACUAGUUUUUUAAAAAUAUCUAGAUAAAAAUCCCCUAUGCUAUACUUGUAUUUAAUUUUUAACACGCUUGCUUUAAAGUAUAUAUGAUUAAAUUUGAACUAUGCAAUUUUUAUAUGUUUUUAAAAGAGUCAUUUAUUUAUAUCAAAUUCAAACACAAAGUUUUAUUAUAAAUUAUUUAUUUUUUGAAAAGAAAUAUUCCUCGAUAUAUGCAAAAUAUUAUCAUUUCAAUAUAUAUAAAAAAUC
Gordionus sp. m RMFG-2023 is the source of this 2196-nucleotide messenger RNA. RefSeq lists its product as uncharacterized. The record is from RefSeq and is a predicted model, not a curated record. The coding region runs from base 198 to 1661 and encodes 487 amino acids. NCBI's taxonomy places the organism in Eukaryota, Metazoa, Nematomorpha, Gordioida, Chordodea, Parachordodidae. Gene Ontology annotation, molecular function: RNA polymerase II CTD heptapeptide repeat phosphatase activity. The transcript is spliced from 8 exons.